Rhodamnia argentea is the source of this 711-nucleotide messenger RNA. RefSeq names its product G-type lectin S-receptor-like serine/threonine-protein kinase At1g61370. Gene Ontology annotation, biological process: recognition of pollen. The record is from RefSeq and is a predicted model, not a curated record. Bases 52 to 711 code for a protein of 219 amino acids. NCBI's taxonomy places the organism in Eukaryota, Viridiplantae, Streptophyta, Magnoliopsida, Myrtales, Myrtaceae. The transcript has a single exon.
UAUUAGAGAAGUGGCCCAUGGGAUAAAUCGACUUUCAUCGGCAUACCAGAAAUGGACUCCUCAUGUUUUAGUGGGUAUGAUCUCCAGCAAGAUCCUCAGCAGGGAACCACUUAUUUCUCUGCUGAUACUAAUAACAACUCUUUGCUUGCUUAUGGCUUCAUUUCACCUGGAGGAAUUCUAGCAUUAAUAAAAUGGGAUUAUGGAUCCAAGAGUUGGUCGACAAAUUGGGUGGCACGAAGCAACAGUUGCGAAGUUUAUGGAACUUGCAGUACUUUUGGCCUCUGCAACUCACUAAACUCUCCUAUCUGCCGUUGUGUAAAGGGGUUUAUGCCGAGAUCCAAAGAAGAAUGGAACAGCAGGAAUUGGACCAGAGGGUGCAUCAGAGAAACAGAAUUGAAUUGUCAGAAGAACACAAGCAGGUCUGCUUCGAUGCAGGUGAAGAAAGAUGUCUCUGUGCAAAUGAACCGGAUGAAAGUGCCUGAUUCUGCGGAAUACUUAUCAGACAUUGGAGAUGGAGGAGGAUGCCAAAGCUGGUGCCUGAAUAAUUGUUCUUGCUUGGCUUAUUCUUAUGACGGCACAAUAGGGUGCUUGGUCUGGGCUAAAGAUCUGAUCGAUAUGCAGGAGUUUUCAACAGCUGGGCAAGAUGUACACGUUCGGGUCGCACAUGACAAUACAGGUAUCAGAGGUUUCCCUACAAUGAGUAUCACUUGA